Messenger RNA from Sebastes umbrosus (honeycomb rockfish), 1897 nucleotides. Its product is annotated as matrix metalloproteinase-20-like. Gene Ontology annotation, biological process: collagen catabolic process; proteolysis; extracellular matrix organization. The coding region runs from base 20 to 1444 and encodes 474 amino acids. The record is from RefSeq and is a predicted model, not a curated record. NCBI's taxonomy places the organism in Eukaryota, Metazoa, Chordata, Actinopteri, Perciformes, Sebastidae. Gene Ontology annotation, cellular component: extracellular matrix. The transcript has 10 exons. Gene Ontology annotation, molecular function: metalloendopeptidase activity; zinc ion binding.
GGGAAUGUGCAUUUAAAACAUGGAGCUGUUCUGGCUGUGGAUACCGGUUCUGGGCUCGCUGAUGUUAGCGGAGCUCUUGUGGACUCUACCCAUCGAUCAGGAUCAGGGGCCGAGGCCUGAGGAUGAGGAGCUGGCUGAGGACUACCUCAGGAGGUUUUACAACCUGAAUCCCAGAGGCAGAGAGUCGGGGAGAGGCAUCAGGUCCACGUCGGCGGCGGCCAUGGAGGAGAAGAUCAGAGAAAUGCAGAACUUCUUUGGUCUGAGAGAGACCGGUGGUCUGGACUCUACUACCCUGGAUGUGAUGAGGGAGCCCAGGUGUGGCGUUCCAGAUGUGGAAAACUUCAGCUUUUACCCAGAAAGGCCUAAAUGGAAGAACCACACCAUCACAUACAUGAUUGCCAGAUUCACUCCGGACAUGACGAGAGAGGAUGUGGAAAAGUCCUUUCGUUCAGCCCUGAAGAUGUGGAGUGAUGCUGCACCACUGAGGUUCAUCAGAGUCAACCAUGGCAAAACUGAUAUCGUCUUCACCUUCGCCCGCAGAACUCAUGGAGAUUUCUUUCCCUUCGAUGGACCCCGCGGUGUGCUGGCUCAUGCCUUCCAGCCAGGAGAGGGGAUCGGAGGAGACGUGCAUUUUGAUGAAGAUGAAACAUGGACAGCGGGGAGGCAAGGUUAUAGCCUGUUCGCUGUUGCAGCUCAUGAGCUCGGACACUCACUGGGUCUGACUCACUCAAAAGACCCCUCUGCUAUCAUGUACCCCAACUACAGGUAUCACAGCCGCACACAGUACUCUCUAUCCAAAGAUGAUGUGCUGGGGAUCCAAACGCUGUAUGGAAAACCCUCAAGAAAAGAAACACAAGCAGCCCCCAAAAAGUGUGACCCCAACUUUACUUUUGAUGCAGCAGCUAUGAUUGGAAAUGAGAUUGUUUUCUUUAAGAACAGGUAUAUGUGGAUGAGAACAACAAAGACAACGUAUUGGAAUCGCCUGAGAGAGAGCCAUAGCAGCACGUAUCUACCCAGCAUCAGCUCUCACUUGGACGCCGCUUAUGACAUCCCGGCCAAAGGCGUGGCGUACAUAUUCACUGGUCAUAAGUACUGGGUGGUUCAGCAGCUUAAGAUGAAAAGUCAUGCUGGCUCCAUCUACGAGUACGGCUUCUCCUCCAGGGUCAGGCAGGUUGACGCUGCCGUGCAUAUCAGUGAAUACGGGAAAACAGUCUUCUUCAUAGGAGACGUUUAUUACAGGUAUGACGAGCGCAGCAAGAGGAUGGACCCGGGCUUCCCCAGACACAUCCAAACAGACUGGCCUGGAAUCCCGAGACGGGUCGACGCCGCCUUUAAGUUGGAUGGUAGCAUCUUCCUCUUCAGUGGGACUAAAUCAUACCAGUAUGACUUCAGACGAAACAAGGUGGUGAAUACAAUUUCAGCAAAUUCUUGGCUGGGAUGUUGAUACGGUCGAUACAGUUACUGAGAAUACGUCCUUUACAUAGUUCAGAAAAACUGUUAUGGUUGUGAAACUGAGAUAAUAAGUAUGUUUAGAUUUUUGGGGCAUGUGUGUACCUGUAUAUAAAUUACAUCUCUGACCUUCCUCUUGGGUAUAAUAGCAUUUAUACAUCCAAUGUGCAAGAGUGUACAGUACUGAGAACUUAUAAUGUGAAUAUCAAAUGCAAAGUAUAUACAUUUUUGAAAUAUUGUGGACUUUUCUUGUAUGUUUGUCCUCAGAUGUACAUUUAAUACUGAUAAAAACCUCAUGACUACAUGAUGUUAGUGUGUUAGUGUAACAAGACUUUGACAAUGUUGUAAAUCUGUAUAUGUGUUAACAGGAUUUGUGUUAUUAAACUGAACUCAAAAUUUGUUCAUAAAUCUCAGGUGUUGUUUCAUCUUUGCUCUUCAAGGCAGCGGU